Molecule: messenger RNA, 1890 nt
Organism: Corythoichthys intestinalis (scribbled pipefish)
Lineage: Eukaryota; Metazoa; Chordata; Actinopteri; Syngnathiformes; Syngnathidae
Gene: sytl3
Product: synaptotagmin-like 3
Exons: 14
Coding region: 151-1497 (448 amino acids)
Biological process (GO): exocytosis; intracellular protein transport
Cellular component (GO): plasma membrane; exocytic vesicle
Molecular function (GO): neurexin family protein binding; small GTPase binding
Source: RefSeq, a predicted model, not a curated record
AAUGAAAGCAGUAGUUACAUCCUCACGCUGACUUCUGUGGCUAUGCAUUGUUUGAGCCAGAAGAUUAUUAAUAGGUUUAAGAAGUGCUCAGGAUCCAGUGCAGGGCAGGAAAAGUGACACCAACAAAUAGCCAAAGAAUCUUAUUUGAAGAUGGAUUUGGGUUUGCUUGAAGCUCUGGAGAGGGAGAGGAUCUUGGAAGUCCUUCGCAGAGACAAACAAUUGCGCACAGUGGAAGAACACAGGAUCAGGAGAAUGAAAUUCCAGCUCCAGGAGCUUCGAAGAAAAGGCGCUAAGAGUUGCGCCAAGGAGUACGGCGAGCGGACAUGCGCUCGCUGCCAAAGGCCGCUGGGAAAGUUCUAUAACACAGGCGCGGUUUGCCGCGGGUGCAGUCACCGAAUCUGUAGCAAGUGCCGUGUACGCGUGGGCGAGGCGGCGUGGAAGUGCACGGUCUGCUACGCCUACAGAGAAGUAAAGAUCCGGUCCGGUGACUGGUUUUUAGAGGAAAAGAUGAAGAAAUUCCCUGCUAAAACAGAUAAAUAUGAGCCAGUUGGGGAGGAACUGUUAAAGACUUACAAUGUACUGAGUUACAUAUCAAUUGUACCACCGACUCCACCGGCCCACACGGAAUUUGACUUUCUGAGCAAAUCAGGGGAUUACAAAAAGUCCAACGAUCUCCUCAAAUCAGUGGAAGAUCUUGUCUUUUCAUUCGCUAGUAAUGUUCGAAAGAUGUCCUCAUCUCAGAAUGACGUGAGAGCAAACCUGCUGAACGUGGACUGCAGUGAGCAUUUGUACUACAGGACCCAGAAGAGCCUCUCUGACACAGACAUUAGCAAAUCUGCUAAGCUCUACCAAGGCAACAGUCUUCCAAACCUGUUCAAGAAAAGUAAAGACAGCGACCACGAUGGCUCCUCUACCGGUGCCGAAGAAGAAACCUCCAACAGUUCGGAAAACUCUGAUAGAAGAAGAGGUAGUUUCAGCAGCAUCAGCACAGAGUGCAGCUUGUUUGAGAGCAUCAGUGCGAGUGGAGACAUGGAGCUGGCUGUGGGUUACAACACCAACACCUCCUGUCUGGAGAUCACAGUGGGAGCGUGUCGAAACCUCCCUUAUGGAGACGCCAGGAAAAUGACGUGCCACCCGUACGUCAAACUAUACAUGAUGCCACCCAAAAGCAACAAAAGGAAGACUUCAGUCAAAAAAAACACCACCAAUCCAGUUUAUAAUGAAGUUUUUGAAUUUCACAUAGAGCGCCACCUUCUGAUUGGAAAGAGAAUGCAGGCCUCUGUGUGGCAUUCAAGAUCUCUGAACAAGAAAGUGUCCUUGGGCGAGGUCCUGAUACCUCUGGAUGGCUUUCAAUACGAUGACAAAGACUUCCAGCGUUUCAACUGGUAUCCACUUUGUCCAAAGGUUAGUAAACGUCCAGAGGGAGGUGCUAUGGAGCUGAAUGGAGGAGAACAGCUGAUCAGAUUUCCGUCUGCUUUCAACAGUCAAAGUCUCUGACUCUGGAAUUGGGGGAACGUAUGUGGACCAAAGGUUUCUUCUGUUUUAAUUUUUCUGUGACUUUUUAACUGUACACGAACACAUUGCCAAGGAAGACUUGCGUACAGACUGAGAUGUUUAUUGUUAAACAUAUAUUGUAGAUUUGUAGAUUUAUAUUUCUAUAUUGUGUAUUGAUUGACAUUACUUUUUUUUUUCAUCAGUGUUUUUGUGCAAGAAGCACAAUUAGGCAUAUCAUAGAAUUAUGUAUUUAAUUUAAAUAUUUUACUACUUCUAUCUUAUUUUGGCACUUCGGGUCGCAUAAGCAUGAAUUCAGAAAAUAAAAAGUGCUUUAGUCGCUCCAGUUAUUCACCUGAAUUAAUCUCAAAUUUUACUUUGUCGACUUUCCACGUUAGG